AUGGUUAUGUCAUGGUCCAAUCCAAUUGAGGUCCGGGAAGCGCCUCUUGGUGUGGUGGUGGCUGCCAGUGCAGUAGAACGCUGGCCUAAGCCCAGGGAGAGUCUCUUCUUCAAACCCCUUCCCCCAAUCAAAUGUGGAGACGGCAUUACUGUUCGAUUUUGUAAGGGACUACCUUUGUGGUUCCAUGGAUUAUUUGAGAGAGUACUUAAACUAGUUCCAGGUUAUAAGACAAUCUAUGAUACGAAACUGAAGCAUCACAGGGCUAUAAAGCUGCUAAAAGAAAUAUGGAAGCUAGUAUCAGAAAUUGAUGAACUUGGGCCCCUGGAAGACGAAGCAGUUGAAGCAAUGUUCCUAGCUACUGAGCUUGGAAUCAUUGAAUUCCUCAACGAGAUCAUCUACAAUUGUCCUCAGCUUCUUUCUCAAACUUGUCCCUGGUUUGAAACAGAAGAGCCAAACAAUAUAGGCCAAACUAUAUUUCAUUAUGCAAUCAGCAACCACCAAGGAAAGAUCUUUCGCCGCAUCCAUGAUCUAGGCCCAAUGAAGAAUGAUAUCACGAGGUUAGCAGACAGAUCCAAGAACCUUAUGUCACAUUUGGCAGCAAAAUUGGCCCCUAUGCGUUGUCUCAAUCAAGUCCCGGGUGCAGCUCUCCAAGUGCAACAUGAACUACUAUGGUACAAGGAAGUGGAAAAAAUCAUGCCUCCAACCUAUAAAGAAUUUAAAAACAAGGCUAAGAAGACACCGAGAGUUUUAUUCACAGAGGCGCAUCAAGAGCUAGUAAAAGAAGGGGCAACUUGGAUGAAAGAUACAGCAACACAAUGCAUGGUCGUUGCAACCCUUAUCACCACAAUUAUGUUUGCAGCAGUGUUUACUGUACCAGGUUCCAGCAAGGAGACUGAUACUGACAAGCCCAAGUAUAUACAUGGAAAGUUUCCUAUAGUUUUUGUUACGGCAAACAUACUUGCACUUUGCUCUUCUGUUGCUUCAAUGUUGAUGUUUCUAGCCAUCAUUACUUCACGCUACGCAGAAGAAGACUUCUUAAAGAAAUUGCCUCAAAGGUUGAUCUUGGGACUUUUCUUCCUCUUCCUUUCUAUAGUGGGGAUGAUGAUAGAAUUUGUUGUAGCUGUCCUAGUUUUACUUCACUUCAAUGUUCUAUGGAUCUCCUUUCCGAUCGUAUUUUUAGCUAGCGUCCCAAUUAUUAUAUAUGCUCUUGUGGAAUUUCUCCUAUUCAUAGAAUUGGCUUUCGCCACAACUAGGAUAGAAGGAUUUGGAAGGAAAAAAUAA
Messenger RNA from Telopea speciosissima, 1281 nucleotides. RefSeq lists its product as uncharacterized. The coding region runs from base 1 to 1281 and encodes 426 amino acids. Lineage: Eukaryota; Viridiplantae; Streptophyta; Magnoliopsida; Proteales; Proteaceae. The transcript has 4 exons. The record is from RefSeq and is a predicted model, not a curated record.